AUUCCAUCCACUCCAUUCCUUACCUAAAACUUUUAUAGGUCCAUCUGAUACCUCUCUCCGUUGAUCAUGCUGCACCUCGGUGGCCCACCCCGCUGCCCGGAGGAUCGUCGCGCCCUUUUAGAAUCCUAUAUUUUUAUCCCCCACCCCAGAACAAUCCGUUGACCUCGUCCGAAUUAUCCAUCUCCUCAUUCAGUCCGCUUGGAUCACCGCCAACAUGUCCAAGGCUCUGGUAGAUUCUGCCACUCUCAGUUUGUUUGCUCGGCACGCCAUUACCCAUCCCCUGGAUUUCGCCGCCAGCGUCGGUCCGACCUUGAAUGAAGCCACUUUUGGUCUGCUGGGGUCCUUGUUUGACCCCCAACGAGAUAUUGGAGACUUGUCCGGGAAGGUGAUCUUGGUCACUGGAGGAAAUUCCGGUCUGGGAAAAGAAACGGUCAUCCAGCUCGCCCACCAUCGUCCGUCUCGCAUCUACAUUGGCGCACGGAGUGCCACCAAGGCGCAAGAGGCCAUCGAAUCGAUCCAAAAAUCCAUUCCGUCCCCCGUCGACAUCAGACAUAUCCCACUCGAUCUCACGUCCUUUCAGUCGAUCCGCGCCGCCGCCCAGCAGUUUCAGGGGGAAUGUGACCGUCUCGACCGCCUCGUGCUCAACGCGGGGACCAUGGCCAACCCGCCCGGAGUGACCCAGGAAGGGUUCGAGAUCCAACUGGGCACCAACCACAUGGGUCACUUCCUCCUCACCAAGCUCCUACUCCCUACCCUCCAAAAGACCGCGCGAGAGGUCCCGGACGCGGACGUGCGCGUUGUGACCGUGAGCUCGCUCGCGCACAACACCGCCCCCGCCUACGAGGUCCUGACCUCGACGGACGCGCUACUACAGACCGGAUCGCUCUCCCGGUACGGUGCGUCCAAGGCUGCCAACGUCCUCUUUGCGGCGGAGCUGGCCCGACGCUAUCCCGAACUCCUCUCGGUCUCUAUCCACCCCGGCGCGGUGUCGAGCCCAUUGUACGAGCACACCAAGGCGUCGGGAGCCAUCGCGCGACUCUCGGUGACCGCUCUGUUCGCGGUUCUGCGAAGCGUACGCUCGGGAGCCCUCAACCAGCUCUUUGCCACCGGCGUCUCGAGGGAGCGCCUGGUCAACGGGGCCUACUAUGUUCCGGUGGGUCGGAAAGGCUCCAGCCAGUAUGCUGACGAUGCGGACAUGGGCAAACGCUUCUGGGAUUGGACGGAGGAGCAGAUUGCGCAAGUGUCGUGA
This is a messenger RNA of Aspergillus candidus, 1249 nucleotides long. RefSeq names its product putative short-chain dehydrogenase/reductase family protein. Bases 215 to 1249 code for a protein of 344 amino acids. NCBI's taxonomy places the organism in Eukaryota, Fungi, Ascomycota, Eurotiomycetes, Eurotiales, Aspergillaceae. The record is from RefSeq and is a predicted model, not a curated record. The transcript is spliced from 2 exons.